Molecule: messenger RNA, 1531 nt
Organism: Exophiala viscosa
Lineage: Eukaryota; Fungi; Ascomycota; Eurotiomycetes; Chaetothyriales; Herpotrichiellaceae
Exons: 1
Coding region: 153-1181 (342 amino acids)
Source: RefSeq, a predicted model, not a curated record
AUGGUAGACCCGAUGGCAUCCCCUUCGCCAAGGGCCUACGCUAGAUCGUUGUGUGUGUGAAGGACUUCGAGAUGACAACAAGAAUAGUACCUGGUUGAAAUUGACGAGCUACAGUGGUCAAACCAUGCCACUUCUGCCGGAAAACAGGCUCGAUGGGCAGCGUUGCGAGGGCACCGCUGAGGCUAUCUUCUAACAAUCUUCACUUUCGCCUUGUCACGUUCACCUUGUCACCUUCAUCUUUUCUCUUUCACCUCUCCAUUUUCACCUUGUUCCUUUCGAUUUAUUUGCAACUUAACCGCACCGAUCUCCCUUCCUUGCCCUUCGACAAAGUACGUAUCGAAGCCUACCGUCCUCGAAGCCACCUCCUUGAAGCUCCUCCUCGAAGCGCACUGUCCUCCGCGAUGUCCGACUACUCCGAUGAACGGGAGGACGAUGGCCCACUAAAGGAACUCGAUGAGCAAAAGCACUGCUCAACGACAAGAGUUAGUGCUCAAUGGGACGAUGGCUUGAGAGCACCAAGGAAUCUCAUCCCACAAUGCCAUACGACAAUCCCUGAAGACCAGCUCAGCGACGAUAACUUACCUCCAUUCUAUAGGAAGUUGUCUUGCAAUCAAGCAUGCUCUCUAUUGAAAGCGAAGGAGUCCGGCAAUAUCACCUUGACUCAGGUUAUGUUCGCCGAGUUCUGGCCCGAAGAUUCCAUGGCAAAUGGUACUUUGAGGAAGAAUCGUGAACCUACAGGCGAUGCCUAUCCACAUCCCGAAGAUCUCUCAGCAAAGCAGCUGAACAAGGCGAGCGUCUCAGGGAAUGACACUACUCCUAUCACCGACUGGGAGAAGAAUAUAGGUCGCACCUUUCUGUCUGCCGGAAGAAGAAUGGUUGACGACCCGGAUUACAAGUAUUCCGAUGCUCAACGCGCAGAGAUCUACCAAGAAACCAUCAAAAAGAAGGACGAAACCAUAAAGUCCCUGAAGAGGCAACUAGAUGACUCUUCCGAGCCGAUCGGUACGCCAAAGAGGACGAGGCUCAGUAACUCAAGUCUAGAGAGCCCUGCCACAAGCAAUGAUGUUGCUAGCCUCCAACAGCAGCUCGCUGAGGCUAAGCGGGAAUUUCUACAGACAAAGAGGAAUUUGACAAGGCAAACGCGGAGAAGGAGAAUCUACAGUGUGACAAGGAAGAAUUAGCUCUACAACUUGACGAGGAGAAAAACAAACUCGCCGCAGUGAGUGAUUUCGAAGCAGAAAAACUUCAGCUUCGUGAGCAGGUCAGUCGGCUAGAGAAGCGCUAUGAGAAGGACACAGCAAUCAUUGCACCCAUUCGUGCAGUUCUUCUGGAAGGCUUCCGAAUGCUGGACGCAAAUGCUCAGGGCUUUGGCAACGGAAUCGACUACAGCAUUGAUCCGCUCAACAAGGAAAAUCCGUGUCUUCCAGGAGUUUUGACAGAAUUCCGUAAAGUGUUACGACUUGGGGAGGACGUAACAGCUGCCGCCGGUACCAUUCCCGACGCAAAAAGCGAAAAUGAAGCAUAACAUUCA